Molecule: messenger RNA, 268 nt
Organism: Candidula unifasciata
Lineage: Eukaryota; Metazoa; Mollusca; Gastropoda; Stylommatophora; Geomitridae
Source: the annotation of a GenBank genome assembly
AUGGAAGUUAAUGCCCAGGUUGGCGUGGAUGGCGUCAAUUCCAGCCAAAAUGACAUGGAUUUACGGAAGCAGCGCCGUGUGGCGUCCAAAAGGACAAACAAGCCGCUGAUAGAGAAGAGAAGGAGAGCCAGGAUCAACGAGUGCUUGCAGCAGUUAAAGGAGAUCAUAGUCAGGGACCGCCAGUUAGAUAAUGUCCGAGGUAACAGGUUGGAGAAGGCUGACAUCUUGGAAAUGACCGUUGAAUACAUCAGACAGCUCAGCCACGAAG